Calliphora vicina (urban bluebottle blowfly) is the source of this 774-nucleotide messenger RNA. It is a transcript of the gene Adi1, whose product is annotated as acireductone dioxygenase 1. Gene Ontology annotation, molecular function: acireductone dioxygenase [iron(II)-requiring] activity. The coding region runs from base 61 to 621 and encodes 186 amino acids. The record is from RefSeq and is a predicted model, not a curated record. The transcript has 4 exons. NCBI's taxonomy places the organism in Eukaryota, Metazoa, Arthropoda, Insecta, Diptera, Calliphoridae.
CUGAUUAAACUAAACUCUUUUUUUGUGUAAAUUAAACGCGUAUUUUUUUUUGCCGUAAAAAUGGUUAAAGCUUGGCUAAUGGACAAUGAAACCACCGACCAACGUCUGGAACAUCAUCGCAAUCCACCGGCAUUUAUUACUUUAGAGGAAUUAUUCGCAAAAACUGGUGUGGAACAUUUUCUGAUUAAUACCGAUAAUUAUCAAAACGAUAAGGUAUUACAAGACUUGCGAAAAGAGCGAAACUAUAGCUAUGAAGAUGAAAUAACAUGCUCGGAGAAAUGUUUGGCUGAUUAUGCCAAUAAAUUGAAAUCAUUCUUUACCGAACACUUGCAUACGGAUGAAGAAAUACGUAUGGUUUUAGAUGGUUCCGGCUAUUUCGAUGUAAGAGAUAAUGAGGAAAAUUGGAUACGUAUUGCUGUAAGCAAAGGAGAUUUGAUUAUUAUACCAGCUGGCAUUUAUCAUCGUUUUACUUUGGACUCUAAUAAUUAUAUUAAAGCCAAACGUUACUUUGUGGGUGAACCUGUUUGGCUGCCUUACAAUCGUCCUGCUGAUGAUCUGGACUGUCGCAAGGAAUAUUUGAAACUUCAACAAGAUGGUUUUAAACAAUUAAAUAAAGUUUAAAAUAAAAAGAGACAUUAAUAUGUAAUUUUUAAGAAUGGGCAGAUUUUGUUAAUAAAAAAAUAUAAAAAUUUAAAUGUUAUACUUAAUAGAUUUGUUAUUAGUUAGUUGUUAAAUUGGCGUUACUAUUAAUAAAUAUUAGUUUCAAUUUAAUAA